ACUCUUGGGGAUGCAAUUGCAUCCAAUUCAAUUCUAAUCCCAUCUAUGAAGCGCUGCCCGUUAAUAGCACGACAAUGCCAUUUCCCAAUAAAAACAGAACAACUUUCCCGCGACCGUCACGACACACGCCGUUACAUGCCAAUCCAAUCUCUCUUCGACAGCGUUAACGCCGUCUGCACCCCACCUCCCCUGUCCCCAGCCGCCUUUAUUUAUCACCGGCUGUAUCCGGUCCCAAAGCCCAGAGUGACCGCCAAAUGCCGGUCCCCUCCACAGAGAUUGGUUAAAGGAUUGACCGCGGUUGAAAUCAUUGCACGCUGUUUUGACCACUCUGGUUAAGUCCCCUUCCCCUCACAAAAUCCACACACCCUUCUUCUUCUGCCUCUGCUUUCCCUGCAACAACAACAAAGUAGGAAAUAAAAAAAAGAAAAAGGAAAAGAAAAAUCUCAAACUCUCGUGAUUGUGGAUUUGGAUUGCUUCUUCACGAGCUCUGUUCUUAGUUCUGAGCUUGAAGAUUAGUUAUUCGCGUGAAUUUUAGAGUUUGUUUGUUUUAGAAGCUGCGAGCGAGGUUUUACGGCUGUAGAAUUUCGCGAGGAGUGUUUCGGAUGAGAGAUCUGUGGUGAGGUUUGUGGAAAUGGCAUCAUCGGAGGUGACGAUGAACGGAAAUUGCUUGAACCAUAACGAUGCUAGUAGGAACGCUGCUACAGAGACUCAGAAUGCUCAUUCGCCGACCACCGCGAAAGACGCGGAAGUUGCACUUUUCAGGGAACUGUGGCACGCCUGUGCCGGUCCUCUUGUAACUGUUCCACGGGAAGACGAACGCGUCUUUUAUUUUCCUCAGGGACAUAUUGAGCAGGUGGAGGCGUCGACAAAUCAGGUGGCGGACCAACAUAUGCCGGUUUACGAUCUCCCACCGAAGAUCCUUUGUCGGGUCAUCAACGUGCAGCUGAAGGCCGAGCCGGACACGGAUGAAGUGUUUGCCCAGGUCACCUUACUUCCCGAGUCAAAUCAAAAUGAGAAUGACAUAGAGAAGGAGCCUCCGCCACCUCCGCCGCCGCGAUUUCACGUUCAUUCAUUCUGUAAAACACUGACGGCCUCGGAUACCAGUACCCAUGGUGGGUUUUCCGUACUGAGACGGCAUGCCGAUGAAUGUCUUCCUCCUCUGGACAUGACGAAGCAGCCACCCACCCAGGAAUUGGUGGCUAAGGAUCUGCACAGUAAUGAGUGGCGAUUUAGACAUAUCUUUCGGGGUCAACCCCGUAGGCACUUGCUUCAGAGUGGUUGGAGUGUUUUUGUCAGCUCCAAAAGGCUUGUCGCUGGGGAUGCAUUUAUAUUUCUUAGAGGUGAGAAUGGGGAGCUUCGUGUUGGUGUCAGGCGAGCAAUGAGACAUCAGGGGAACGUUCCAUCCUCAGUUAUAUCUAGCCAUAGUAUGCACCUUGGGGUCCUUGCAACAGCUUGGCAUGCCAUCAGGACGGGGACCAUUUUCACUGUUUAUUACAAGCCGAGGACCAGUCCUGCUGAAUUUAUUGUUCCGUACAAUCAAUAUAUGGAGUCCCUCAAAAAUAAUUAUACCAUAGGGAUGCGAUUCAAAAUGAGAUUUGAAGGUGAAGAGGCUCCAGAGCAGAGGUUCACUGGUACCAUUGUUGGAAUAGAAGAUGCUGAUCCCAAAAGGUGGAGAGAAUCCAAAUGGAGAUGCCUCAAGGUGAGAUGGGAUGAAACGUCCAACACUCCUCGUCCAGAGAGAGUUUCCCCUUGGAAAAUAGAGCCGGCUAUUGCUCCUCCAGCUUUGAAUCCCCUUUCAAUGCCCAGGCCUAAAAGGCCUCGGGCUAAUGCUGUUCCAUCAUCCCCAGAUUCCUCCGUUCUUACUAGAGAAGCAUCAUCUAAAGUAAGCAUAGACCCUUCACCAACAAAUGGGUUUCCAAGGGUCUUGCAAGGUCAAGAAUUCACGACCUUGAGAGGCAAUUUUGCUGAAAGCAAUGACUCUGAUACUCCUGAGAAGUCUGUUGUUUGGCCACCUGCAGUAGAUGAUGAAAAGAUUGAUGUUGUUUCUACUUCAAGGAGGUAUGGUUCAGGGAGCUGGAUGUCAAUGGGGAGGAAUGAGCCAACAUAUUCAGAUCUUCUUUCGGGCUUUGGGGCCAGUGGAGAUCCUUCUCAUUCGGCCUUGAUUGAUCAAAUGACUACUGUAGCUUUUCCUGCUAGAAAGCAAUCUUGGACUGUAAUGUCCUCUGGUCUCUGUCUGAACAUCUUGGACCCUAAUACAAAAGGUUCUGCACAUGGUGGUGAUACAACUUACCAAGCUAGAGGGAAUUUGAAGUACAGUGCAUUUGGUGAAUACCCUGCACUGCAUGGUCAUAAAGUUGAGCAUUCGCAUGGAAACUUGAUGCCUCCCCCACCCACACCCCUAACUCAAUAUCAGAGUCCUCACUCAAUAGAGCUUAUGUCAAAACCAGUGUCAGUGAAAACUUAUGAGGCUGUGAAACCAAAAGAUGGUGACUGUAAGUUAUUUGGCAUCUCCCUUAUCAGUAGCCCUGUAGUACCUGAGCCUUCUGUUUCACAAAGAAAUGUGAGUGAUCCAGCUGGUCAAAUGCCUCUUACAUCACACCAACAAAGAACAUCUGAAAAUGAUCAAAAGUCAGAUCACUCAAAGGGCUCGAAACUAGCAGAUGGUCUAGUUGUUGAUGACCAUGACAAGCCAUUACAGACUUCUCAGCUGCAUAUGAAAGAUGUUCAAGCCAAACCUCUUGGUGGUUCUGCUAGGAGUUGCACUAAAGUUCACAAGAAGGGGAUUGCACUUGGUAGGUCAGUGGACCUUGCAAAGUUCAGUGGCUACAAAGAAUUGGUUGAUGAAUUGGAUGAGCUGUUUGACUUUGAAGGAAAAUUAAAGUCAACUGAAAAAGAUUGGCUUAUUGUCUACACUGACAAUGAGGGUGAUAUGAUGCUUGUAGGCGAUGAUCCAUGGCAGGAGUUCUGUGGCAUGGUUCGGAAAAUUUUUAUCUACCCUAAAGAGGAGAUUCAGAAAAUGAGCCCAGGUACCUUGGGUUCAAAAAAUGAAGAGAACCAGUCGGCUAGUGAAGGUGCAGAUGCUCAAGACAUUAAAUGUCAGCCACAACAGGAGUUAAACUCAGAUAAUGGCCUUGACGCCUGAUCAUUAGUAGAUUGAUUUCCAUAGCUUUCAGAUUCCGGGCUGGAAAGUAGGGAACUGUCAUGAAGCCAUUCAGUUGGAAGAACAUGACUUGAAGAUGAAUGUAAUCGAGUUGGAAUCAAUAUAGAUGACUUGAAAGAGUAUCCAUCCAAUUUUGGACAUCCCGGAUCUAGUAGUUUAUGCCUGCCCGUUAUACACUCCUAAUCUGUAAUCUGUGUUUUGAGCGAGGUGAUAUGGGCUGAUAUCCAUCUUCCAAUUUUCAACAAUCCUUCCUUGUUAGUUGUACAUAGUUGUUUCUCUCCCGCCCGCUGAACACCCAACCCAUUAAUGUAAUGAAGUUCAUUUACAAGGGCAGCCUUAUGGUUGGUAUCCGGUUUAUUUGAUUUUAAUUUUGAUUCCUAUUAAUCAUAAUUUGUGAGAUGGAAAUUGUGGAUAUUCCAUUUUACUUGAUGUAUAAUUAUUUUGUUCAAGUUAAAACAUUUGUCUGUACCUCGUGUUUGGGGAGAGGUCAGUUGGCCACAGGGAUUCCGUGUGAAUGGCGAACUUGGAAUGGUGGUGUCAUGUUAGACUCAAAAGUGAUAUGUAUGUGUAAAUGUGAAACCAGAUGAAAUGGACACUAGUUAUGUGUCAUCGCUUCCUUGGACAUUUGUAGUGAGGCUACGUGAUGAAGCGGCAUUCUAGGAAGCACGAUAUUUCAAGGUCUAUUAGUUUCUUUUGGGUGGAGUCAAUAGGUCAAUUAGUAUCUGGAAGUGGCGCAUUAUUAAUGGUACUCAUCAGCUACUUUGUGCUACCCUAGGAUUUCACUCCAUUUGUCUUUUUAGAUUAAAAAGGAAGCUCCAAUGGGAAUCGUUUUAAUUUUGCCGAUUAUACUGCAGAUUCAAUCUAUCUUUUCUGUUUCUCCGCUACCUUUCGGUUUUAAAGGGGAAGAUACAUUAAGUGUGUGCUGACCAUAAUCGGGGGAAGAAACACAGAGAAUCGCUUUCUGAAAGGUUUUGUCCUUUCUGAAAAUUGAGUAAAGAGGACAAUAGGUUGGUCAUACAAAUAAUACAAUGUUUCACAUCAAAACGCGUCU
Messenger RNA from Abrus precatorius (Indian licorice), 4211 nucleotides. Its product is annotated as auxin response factor 2A-like. Gene Ontology annotation, molecular function: protein binding; DNA binding. Gene Ontology annotation, cellular component: nucleus. The coding region runs from base 632 to 3142 and encodes 836 amino acids. The transcript is spliced from 15 exons. Gene Ontology annotation, biological process: regulation of DNA-templated transcription; response to hormone. NCBI's taxonomy places the organism in Eukaryota, Viridiplantae, Streptophyta, Magnoliopsida, Fabales, Fabaceae. The record is from RefSeq and is a predicted model, not a curated record.